Molecule: messenger RNA, 2641 nt
Organism: Cercospora beticola
Lineage: Eukaryota; Fungi; Ascomycota; Dothideomycetes; Mycosphaerellales; Mycosphaerellaceae
Product: YDG/SRA domain-containing protein
Biological process (GO): negative regulation of gene expression via chromosomal CpG island methylation; protein ubiquitination
Molecular function (GO): ubiquitin protein ligase activity
Source: RefSeq, a predicted model, not a curated record
UCUUGAGCGACCUUUGUCUCCCUCUGGCAUAUCGAUGGAGUGAAUGAAUUCGAAGGUAGUACUGGAACCGGACUCCUUGCUCGCUGUUUCAGGCUACAUUUUGGAAAGUGAGGUGUAGGAGCUCCUGCCGUUUGUGCUGCAAAUGGAAAGCGCAGGUCACCGCGGGCUUUGCUAUUAGAUCGAGACUUUGAUCACUUCUGACAACAUCCAUUCGUCCAAAGUACGCCCCAACAUGUUACGCACUUACUCAGGCCAGUCUAAGUCGUUUAUCCUCGGAGUCUUCUAGUCGCGCUCAGCAAAACGCCCUGCCAGCAAAAGGCACCUCGCAACAACGCAUCUAGUUGGAAACAUCUAUUUCCUCCUCACGGAUGCGACCAUCUCGUCGAAGCACAGAGUACUUCGUUAGCGCCAAGCCAAACAAGUCGUGCCACAGCGCGAGCCCAUUGCGCACUUCGUUACCCAGACACCUAUCUGCCCGAAACAUCAAAAUCUGACAUACAAAAACAUGGGCAACGAAGCGUCGAAGACAGACACUCAACCGAGUAAGGAGAUAGCUGAGCUGCAACCCGUAUGGGCGAAGAUUGACGAGUGGCUGAACCGGGAGCCGCUUACCGAGCCUAAUGGAGCUGCAGAAAGGCACAAUGCAAUCGAUGCCGAGCACCUAGAGCCUGUGGAUUCCGGAGACCCGCAACUGACUCAGGAUGAGAUUGGUCCGGCAAGGAAUAAACAAGCGGCACCAGCAGCCUCAUCAGACAGCGUAUCCUUACGCGCUGACGACCGUAUCGCGCCGCGCACACAGACCCAACGCGACGAAGCUAGGAAGCUGGCUCUUGGCAAGCAAGCACAGCUGAUUGCAAAACAGCGUGCGAAGCAAGUCUCAACGACUGAAAAGGAACAACCAGGUGAUUGGCAAACGAUACCGUUAGAGGAACAGUCGUCAAGAAAAUCGCUAGCUUCUGAACGCUCCAAUGAAGCUUUCAUCGAAGUUCGGGAAGCGGAUGCUCUUGCUGGCUGGAAUGCGAGGAAACAGCGUCGUCCAGCAAGCUCUACUGCGAUUGACACCAACAGCCGGAGGCCAGGCCUCGCUAGCGACAGGAGCAUCUUGCGUGACGCCUCGGCCACUGCUAGUCGAACCAGCGUACAAGCCGCAGAAGAUGUUUUACAGGCAAACACGAGAGCAUUUACAAACGUGCGAACUGACUCCGCAGCUGCUCGGCCCCUAGGGUCGAAGCAGGUCGCAGACGACGGACCAACUAUCUCGAACAACAACAACAAGCGCACUGCAUCUGCACCAGAUUCACACAUCUCAGGUGGACGAGACUUCCAAGGCAUACACAUUAAGAAGCGACCACGCGCGGAGAUGACUUCCCUAACCUCUCCCAUUUCGCCACCGGCCACUUCCUCAGAGGCUGACCUUCGACCGCCGGAAUGGUACGCCAAGCUCAGCGCCUCGACCAAACGAGGCACAGGAACGAGCAAUGCAGACACACUCCUCCAGCGUAUCAAAGACCAGAUAUCGAAGCUUAAGAGGUCCGGCCCAAAUGUAAACAACUUAAAGGAAAUGAACGAGCUUCGAGACAUGCUGCAUGAGGCGCCAUUCCUCGCGAUGGGGCCCGCUGGUGCCCAGCUCGUUCGUAACAAGCGAAUGCUGCAUAACGAUGACGGUCUGCCGCAGCUGUUCGAUGAUCGGUACGCUGGCAGUAUGGCAGGGCAUUGGCCAUGGGACGUAAAGUCCGAUGCAAAGGAGCUAUAUUACAGAUGGUGCUCAAAGAACUUCGAUGACAAUUUGCUACACGGCAUCAUUACAUCACAGAAGGGCAAGCAUGCGGAAGACGACCGGUCAGCAGAUCAAGUGGACAAAACGUGUCAAGUAUCGUCCAAGUAUAUUGGAAAUGGCAAAUUGGUCAAUGGCCAAUGGUGGCCCACACUUCUCUGCGCCCUUCGCGAUGGCGCGCACGGCGACAGUCAAUCUGGAAUCUCAGGUGAAACCAAUGUCGCCGCAUAUUCGUGCUUCAUGAGCGGCGGCAAAAAUCACAUUUACGAAGACAAGGAUAUGGGUGACGUUGUUGAGUAUUGCGGCCAAGACAGUGACAUCCCCGGCCAGGUCUCGCGCGGCACGUCUCUCCUGCAGAGGAACGUAUCCGAGAAAGUGCCAGUCCGCUUCAUCCGCUCUUACAAAGUCAAUUCGAAGUAUGCUCCUUCGAAAGGCUUCCGCUAUGAUGGCCUAUAUGAUGUCGUCAGCUCUGAAUUGCUGGACGAAUCGAAGGGAAGGUACAGAUUCAAGCUUGUCCGGCGACCUGGUCAAGGCCCAAUUCGAGGUGGGAAUGGACCAGAAGCUCGACCAACCAAGCAAGAGGUGUCGCGUUUCGAACAAGACAAGCGUUUCAGGGGCUAUGGUAAGGACUAGGGCGCACAGUAUGUGAUCAGUCAGACAUAGUAUUACCAAGUUGCACAGAGAUGGAGGACAUGACACGCAGUGGAAUGACGAGGAAAGCACGAACCUUCGUGAAGUAUGCGGCUCUGGGCCGCCCGAGACGGACUUCGAAUGGGACAGAUGCUUGGGCCCAGGAAAUAUAUGGUUUGCGUUGCAAACUGAUUUCGAGAUACCCCAAAAGAGUACUAAAACUUGAACACAACUUCA